Molecule: messenger RNA, 1231 nt
Organism: Liolophura sinensis
Lineage: Eukaryota; Metazoa; Mollusca; Polyplacophora; Chitonida; Chitonidae
Product: coiled-coil domain-containing protein 42 homolog
Exons: 9
Coding region: 83-1021 (312 amino acids)
Source: RefSeq, a predicted model, not a curated record
ACAACCAGGAUAACCGUUCGCCAGGAAAGGUUUCACAGAACCGUUCAUACAUCCUAAUUACGCAGGACUUCUCGACACCAAGAUGACUGUUAGCUUGGAAGAGUAUUUUCGCACAACCUUCGAGGACAAACUCCUCGUAAAGAUGCCAGAGCGGGAGGAUGACCACCUGACUCCCGCCACUCGCCUCCUGGAGAAGAGGCGGGAAAUGGCAGAGGUGGAACAGGCACUAGCUGCCCAGAAAGAGGAAUUCCAAAUGAAAAUGGAAAGCCUUCAACAAAGAAGAGAAGAAUUAGAGAGAAAAGAAUAUCAGUUGAAGGAAUCUUUGUUAAAAUUUGAUAAAUUUUUAAAGGAAAAUGAUUCCAAGAGAGCAAGAGCUGUUAAGAAGGCUAAUGAUGAGAGGGAAAUGAAGAAGCAGAAAGACAAAGAUAUUCUCAGGCUGAAAGUUGAAACAGAAGCAUUAAUGCGAGAAAAAGACAAGAUCCAAACACGUUUGAUGAACCAUACAAUCUUCCACAAGUACAUGGAGAAAGUGCUGGAAUCUGGUGAAGAAUUUCACGAGAUUCGAGACAUCAUUGCCAGAUAUGACACAUUAACAGCAACUCAUGAGGACUUAAUGGAGAAGGACCAGCUCAAUCAAGAUGCUGUUGAAGCACAGAGACAACAGUUACUCAAAUACACAGAGGAAAAAAACAAUGAAAUUUUGUCCUACAACAACCAACUGGCCAGUCUUCAGACUAGGUUAGACAAAGCCCAAAGUGAGGCUGUCAAAUGGGAGUCAGUCUGGACACAUAUCAAAAAUACAGCUGCUAAAAAAACACUUCUGCUGGGCAGAAUUAAAAUGGCCACACACAACUUGUAUCAGCUUGUAAAGAAACACCAGAAACAGACAGCCCAGACUGAGGAGACCCAUGAGCAGCUGAACCAGGUUGAGUCCUUCAUCUUUGAUCUGGUGGACAUCGUCAGAGAACUGAAGCGCUCGAUGGAAGAACAGACCUCACUUUUGCCCACCACACAAAGCUAACUCCUCCCAUGUAACCCUGGUAACCCUCUCAUCUAACAAGGCUGACAUUAUACCACUCGCUCAUUUGCUCAACUUUGUCCUCGUUCAUUUGGCAAUUUUUACAGAUCCGAAUUUUCAUCCAAGACCUGACCCAAGUCACCAAUGAGAUCAAGCGUAUGGAGUUGACAGGGACUUCAAUUGUACCACCUUCAUCGAGUUAAUAUUUUAUUC